This is a messenger RNA of Ichthyophthirius multifiliis, 1845 nucleotides long. RefSeq lists its product as hypothetical. The transcript is spliced from 3 exons. Gene Ontology annotation, cellular component: cytoplasm. Gene Ontology annotation, biological process: methylation; lipid metabolic process. Lineage: Eukaryota; Ciliophora; Oligohymenophorea; Hymenostomatida. The record is from RefSeq and is a predicted model, not a curated record. Gene Ontology annotation, molecular function: phosphoric diester hydrolase activity; nucleic acid binding.
AUGAAUGGCAAAAUUUCAUUUAAAAAUCCCGACAAAAUAUUCUGGUUAAUGGAAAGACAUAUUGAUUCAUCACUUGUGCGAGAAAAAAAAUUACAAGAAAAAGCUUUGAUAGAAAUUUUCUUUGGAGUGGAAGUAGCAAGGGCAAAAUCUUCUGCUAGAAUUUCCCAAAAGAAAAAUUAUUUGCUAUAGUUUGAUUUAAGAAACAGAGCUUAUUUAGGUCCUACAUCCACAGAUCAUAUGUUGUCUUUUUUAAUGACUAAUUAAGCACAAGUCAAGUAAAAUUAAAUUGUUUUUGACCCUUUUGUGGGUACUGGAUCCUUACUUAUUCCUGCUUCUUUUUAUAAUGCUAUUACUUAUGGAUCAGAUAUAGAUCCUAGAGUUAUUUAAGGAAUGGGAGUUGGAAGAUUUAAUAAAUAAUCGAAGUUUUAUUAAGAAAAUAAUGAUUUAUGUCAUACUUAUAUGCCUAAAAUUCAUGUUAAUUUUAUAUAAUAUGGGUUAAGUUGUCCUGAAAUUAUUAGAAUGGAUUGUAAUAAUAUAUCUUUGAGAGAUAUAAAGGCAUUUGAUGCUAUUAUUUGUGAUCCGCCUUAUGGAUUUAGGGCUAUGGUUAAAACUUCAGUUAAUUAAAAGGAUAUUGAAGAAGAAGUUGAUAAUUAAUUAUAGAAAGAAGAAAUUUUUAAAAAUAAUAAUAAUUUUUAAAAAAAUAAUGAGAAAAAUAUUAAAGAUAAUAUUUAAGAUAAUAAUGUUAUUAUAUAAGAUAAUAACAAUUCAAAAGAUAAUAAUUAAGAUCAUAUUAUUCUCCUUAUAAAUUACUGUUACAGUAUUAAAAAUUCAAAUUUUUUAAAAAAUAAAAAAUUAUGGGACUAUACAAAGGCCUAAAACCGUCCACUAGUAAUUGCACAUAGAGGAUAUGCAUCUUUGUUUCCUGAAAAUACUCUAGAAUCCUUCCAUGCAGCACUUUAUAGUGGCGUUGAUAUGGUUGAACUCGAUGUUUAAUUAACUAAAGAAAAAUUAAUAUUAGUAUCACAUGAUGCAUAUCUUUCUAGAUAAACAGAUAUAUAGGAAAAACCUGAAUUUUCUUCCAGAAAAACUACAAAAACUUAUUAUGGAGAAUAGAUAAAUGAUUGGUGGAUAUGUGAUUUUACAAUAUAAGAAUUAAAAACAUUAAAAAUAAGAUAGAAUUAAGUAAAUGGUAGAAAUUAAGAAUUAAACAAAUUUUUUACUUUUCCUUUACUAUCUGAAGUUAUAGACUAGGUUUUGGAAUUUAAUUAAUAAACAUAAGGAUCAAGAAAUAUAGAUUCAAGAUUAUAAGGCAUUGUUAUUGAAUCCAAAGAUCGAGAUUUUCAUAUUGAGCAAUUUGGGCUUGAAUAGGGCUAAUUAAUAGUCGAUUUGUUAAAAUAAUAUGGGUUAGAAACAUUUGAAAAAGCAGGUUUAUCUGCUCCUAUUAUUUUGCAUUCUUUCGAUGAACCUACAGUCUAAUUAUGGCAUAAAAUUACUAAUUUACCGAAUAGUUAAUUAGUUAAAAUGAAGAGUAUACCUCAUCCAUUUGAUGAAAUAGUUAAAUAUGCAGGAAUUGUAGGGAUAGAUAUAAAAGAUAUAUAUGAUAACUAAAAACAGUAAUCUAGCGGAGCGGUAGAAAGUGCAAAAGAAAGCGGAUUAAUGGUACAUGUUUGGGCUUUUAGAGAUGAUUAUGUUACUUUUGGAAAAGAUUGGGUUGAUUAGUAUACUAUUGCAAUUAAAAAUUUGAAAUUAGAUGCUAUUAUUACUGAAUUUCCAGAAGCAGCAAUAAGUAUAUCUAUUUUGUAUAGAAAAUUGAAUUAAAAUAAUACUUAAAUUUGUUAGUAUUGA